AUGGUCCUGGAGUUACACGUCUGGGGUCCCGCGUUUGGCCUACCUUCGAUUGAUCCACAAUGUCUGGCAGCCAUUGCCUACUUUUCUCUUGCAAUCGGCACAAAUAAUGGUAGACCAGGCGAAUGGGUGGUUGUUGCAGACAGCGACCCUGGAAAAGUACCUACACAUGAACUGCCGGCGCUUUGGACAGGCUCACGAUGGAUCAGCCGAUUCCGCAAUAUCGUCGACUUCUUGAAACAGUAUUCCGGAGGGGAAUGGGAUUUGGAUGGAUGGAUGGGCGAGAAGGAGAAGGCUGACUGUGCUGCAAAUUUGGAGACUAAUCCGGAGACAUACAGCUUCUCGAGCUUCAUUGAAUCCUAUGGGCAACCGUUAAUUGACCUCUCACUAUACGUCUCAAGCGAGAACUACCACGCCAUUACCGCACCUGCGUAUGGAAGCCUCCUUCAAUGGCCAAACCAAUGGAUAUUACCACCCCAACUACGGUCAAUGGCGAAGUCCCGGGCAGAACACCUUGGGCUAUCAUCUCUCGACCUGGAUGCCGCGGAGGAAGAGGCAAAAGAGAAACAGGGCGGGCGGCAACCGCCUUCUGCGUUGAGCCAGAUACCAAAGAGCCUUGCUACAAAGCCCCGCGAGACAAUAAGUGGCGUGCUAAGUAAGACUUCACAGCAGAAUCGCAUCCGGCUAGACGGACUAACAAAGGCAUUCGUGGGCCCACUCGAGGAAUUGUUAGCUAGAAAAGGAUAUCUGCUAAUUGACGACACACCGUGCAGUCUAGAUUGCUUGGCCCUGGGAUACCUGUCGCUGGCUGUUGUUCCGGAAGCACCAUCGUCAUGGCUUCGAGAAGGCGUGCAUAAAUAUUCACCGCGACUGGUGCAGUAUUUUGACCAGCUGCGAUUGAAAUGCUAUGGCGGGAAUAUUGAAUCAGCCGAGUCUGUUGGCGCUGCAUCCUCAUUGCCAUGGCAGGAGUCUGAACCCGCUACUAUAGCAGGGAUUGGGAUUAGGGUCGCAGAGGUACUUGCAGAUGCCGUUCCAAUCGUGAGAGAUAUCCGGGCCAGCUGGCGCAUCCAGCAGCUGGGCAAAGAUGUGUCUGCUAAGCAGGAGCAAGCAGCUGUGAUGAAAAUCGCCCAGUCGAGGCGACGAGAAGCAAUAACCUCCACUCUGACGGUGAUUGCUGGCUUCGGGAUGCUUGCCUGGUACCUCGUCGCAGGGAUGAACUUACAGCUGCAGUUCUCCGACAAGCAAGGCGGAAACGGGGAUGAUUCCGAAGCUGCCAGCCAAGAAGCAGCAGAAAACACCUCAGGCUCGCAACUGGGAGCAGCUGGCGAAUUCCUCCGAAUAUAG
Molecule: messenger RNA, 1341 nt
Organism: Microsporum canis CBS 113480
Lineage: Eukaryota; Fungi; Ascomycota; Eurotiomycetes; Onygenales; Arthrodermataceae
Exons: 3
Coding region: 1-1341 (446 amino acids)
Biological process (GO): mitochondrion organization
Cellular component (GO): SAM complex
Source: RefSeq, a predicted model, not a curated record